Molecule: messenger RNA, 1008 nt
Organism: Spathaspora passalidarum NRRL Y-27907
Lineage: Eukaryota; Fungi; Ascomycota; Pichiomycetes; Serinales; Debaryomycetaceae
Exons: 1
Coding region: 1-1008 (335 amino acids)
Biological process (GO): cell adhesion
Cellular component (GO): fungal-type cell wall
Source: RefSeq, a predicted model, not a curated record
AUGAUUCCAGUUUUUUUGUCGAUUAUUUUUUUGGUUUCGUUUGUGAAUGGUUGCGAACUUUUCACUAGUCUUGACGAAGUGGUUUUUAUUACUCCUCUGAUGCAUGACCCUGCAAUUCCAUACAAGCCACGUUGGGAUGCAACCUUAUCAUGGGCUAUUAAUGGAAAGGAAAUUAAGCCUCUGAAGCGUUUCACAAUGAAGAUGCCAUGUGUCUACAAGUUCUGUACUGACAAGUCUUAUAUUCCUUUAAUUGCGAAUCACGUUGAAUAUGGACAAUGUUACUUCAAGUCCGGAGAAAUCUUUGACAAAUAUUCAAAGUUGGAGUGUGUUAUUCUGAACAAUGUUAUAAAGACUACCAAUGUUAAGGGUCAAAUUCGUGUUCCAUUGGUUUUCAAUGCUGGUGGUUCUGCUUUGUGCACAGACAGAGAAUGUGCCAAAUUGUUUAAAGGUGGUUCCAAUGUUAUUGAAUUUUCUGGAGGAAAAAAGUUUAGAUACACUGUUAAUUUUACUCCUGGAUUACCCUACAACACUGACAAAGGUGUUUUCCAUAUUCGUGGUGUUCCUUCGAAAAACAAAGUUCAACCUUACUUGGUUGCUGGAAAUUGUCCUCAAGGUUAUUCGGCAGGGUAUUUUGGUUUUGAAAUUAGAGAUAGCAUGACCAAAAUUGAUUGUUGUAGUUAUCAUGCUAAAAAAUCUAAAUAUAACGAAUUCAAUAGUUGGAUGUUUGCCAAGACUGAGCAUCUGAUUUCAAAGAAGGCCUCUUGUGGUAACAAUAGACUUGAAGUUACUUACAAAGAUAUUUGCAAGGAUUACAGACCAUAUCUUGACGCUCUUUUGGUUCCUACUGUUGGCCAUCCUGUGAAAAUAUAUUAUUACAACAGAUGGAUGUGUAAGGGCGAUCCAACAGAACAUCGCAACGAUGGUUACUACGAAUGGACUCCUGAAUCUUGCGAUCCUACAAAUGUAGUAACAACUACUCUUCCAACUGCUACCGUUGUACCUCAUUAA